GCCCUGGACCGGCGCGGUGUGCUCCCUUGCUCUGCGGGGGUGGCGGCGGUGGGUAUCCCGGCCGCCGUUGGCGUUCUGGGCUUCGGCAGCGCCGGAAUUUUGGCCGGGUCCAUCGGCGCAAAGAUGAUGUCGGCCGCGGCCAUCGCGAACGGCGGCGGAGUGGCUGCUGGGGGUGUGGUUGCCACCCUGCAGUCAAUCGGGGCUGCCGGGGUGCCGACCGCGGUCUCAGCAGCAGCAACGGCCGGAGGAGCGGUGCUGGGGGCCUUGAAGGACCUUUGCAGCUGAGAGGCCAAGAAAGCCCCUU
Python bivittatus (Burmese python) is the source of this 304-nucleotide messenger RNA. The record is from RefSeq and is a predicted model, not a curated record. Lineage: Eukaryota; Metazoa; Chordata; Lepidosauria; Squamata; Pythonidae.